AUGCCAGCGAACAACAAUUCGACAUCCAGAUUUUGCAGCUCAGCCGUUAGGACUACACGACGUUUCCUUGCAGACAAUCCAGACAUCUGCAUUGUUCGGUCCGACAAAGGGAACAAAACGGUCAUUAUGGAGCUCGAUGACUACGACCGGAAAAUGAAGCAGCUGGUGGAUGAUGAGAACACCUACGAAAAGUUGAAUAGGGAUCCAACUGGCAGCAUCGAAUCCAAGAACAAUCAAUUCGUCAAGAGGCUGAUGGAUCUAAAGCUCAUCGAUGCACAACAGGCAUACCGGUUGAAAAGUAAUACGGCUAUUUGUCCCCGUAUUUACGGUUUACCGAAGGCGCAUAAGCCGGAGCUUCCUCUGCGACCAGUAGUGCCGAACAUAACAAGUCCAACUUAUCAACUCUCCAAAUAUGUUAGCAACAUCAUCCAGGCAGCCACCAACUGUGAGUACAACAUUCGUGACUCAUUCACGUUUGCAGCUGAAAUCAAACACUUGAAGGUUCCUGAAGAUCACGUCAUAGUCUCGUUCGACGUGAUUUCUCUCUUUACAAACGUCCCGAAAGAACUGAUUCUCCGGGCCAUUAGAGAAGAUUGGGACCGUAUCAAGGAACACACACAGAUCAAUAUGUAUCUCUUCCUUGAAAUCGUGAAUUUUUGUUUGGACAACAGCUAUUUUAUGUUUCGUUCCCAAAUAUACUCGCAAAAAUUCGGCACAGCUAUGGGAAGCCCGCUAUCGCCAAUACUGGCGGACAUAGUGCUUAACAAACUGAUAACAACAGUCGUACAGAGCCUAGAUUUCGUAAUACUGUUCCUUAAGAAAUACGUAGAUGACUUUUUCAUCGUUCUACCCAGAGACAAAGUCCAAGCCACACUAGAAGCAUUCAACAACUACAACGAACGCCUACAAUUUACCGUGGAGGAAGAAAACAACGGCCGCCUCCCUUUCCUCGACAUACUGGUUAUCAGAAAUGAUGACCAAACAUUGUCGACCGAAUGCAAAAGGUCAACGUCGUCGCCAACUUCAUAA
Messenger RNA from Aedes albopictus (Asian tiger mosquito), 1029 nucleotides. RefSeq lists its product as uncharacterized. The record is from RefSeq and is a predicted model, not a curated record. The transcript has 2 exons. NCBI's taxonomy places the organism in Eukaryota, Metazoa, Arthropoda, Insecta, Diptera, Culicidae. Bases 1 to 1029 code for a protein of 342 amino acids.